Geosmithia morbida is the source of this 2631-nucleotide messenger RNA. Its product is annotated as Myb-like DNA-binding domain. Gene Ontology annotation, biological process: regulation of DNA-templated transcription. Gene Ontology annotation, cellular component: nucleus. Bases 1 to 2631 code for a protein of 876 amino acids. The transcript is spliced from 3 exons. Lineage: Eukaryota; Fungi; Ascomycota; Sordariomycetes; Hypocreales; Bionectriaceae. Gene Ontology annotation, molecular function: DNA-binding transcription factor activity; transcription cis-regulatory region binding. The record is from RefSeq and is a predicted model, not a curated record.
AUGUCGGACGCCGAGGACCGCGCAAUGGCGGGCACGAGCAACGACGAGGAGGCUGUCUCUAUAGACGCCGACUUUGGCGCGUUGGAAAUGUUUGACAGCAACGCGGCCGACGCGCCCUUCUCCUCCUCGGCCGUGGACGAACCGAACGAGAAGAACAAGAAGACGAAGAAGAAGAAGAAGAAGAAGGACGGUGACAGGAAGAAGAAGGCUGGCAUUAAGGAGCCCUAUGAAGAAGGGGAGCACAAGAGGGCCAAACGUCGCGGGGCCGACCUCGAAGAUGACCAGCCUGAGGGCCAGGCGGAAACUGAGGCCGAGGGUACCGAUGAUGAGGGAGAGGGGGCUGCCAAACGCAAGCGCAGAGCCUCGGACGGCGGUGCCCGCCGCAACAAGAAAAGGAAGGGACGCGACGACCAGGACGGAUUCCUGCACAAGGAUGGUACCGAGGCCGCCGUAGAGGAGGAUGAGGACGACUCCGGCCCCCAAGGCUCCCCGUCAGUCGCCCACGCCCACGUGGACAUGCAGGAUGCUGCCACAGCUGUGGAGCAGCAGCUCGCACAAGAAGAGAGUGCCGGCGCCGGCGCUGAUGCCGACGCCGAGGCCACGACGAUGGCGUCAGGUCGACCUAAACGGUCGACGCGCAAGAAGGCUGCCAAGCCCUCCUUCUUUGAGCAGCCACAGCCAGAGUACCCCGAUGAGGGGCUGGAGGGAGACCUCCCCUCCCCCUCGGCCAUCUCGCCCAAGCCGCGCAAGAGGACCAAGGCCGCCACCAAGAAGACGACCAAGGCGCGGAGGCGGACGGUGCACGACAGGGACGGCGACGACGACCGGGAUCUGAAGCCGGAGGGCGACGAGACGUACGACGACAUCAACGACGCGGACGCGCCAAAGGGUAGGAGGAACCGUAUGGAUGGGUACAUCAAGGGACGGUUCACGGAGGAGGAGCUGUUUGGGAUCUCAAAGCAGGUCGAGGCGUUUGCCGAGGAGAAUGAGCUGUCUCAGCACGAUGUCAAUGAGAUGAUCCAAGCACCCGGAGGUACGAGCGCGGGCGAGGCUCACGCGCAGCUCUGGAGCCGACUGUUCGCGGUGUGCCCUCGACGCCACCGACAAAAGGUCAUCAACAUCACGCGCAAAAAGUUCCACAACUUUGUGGCGCGCGGCACAUGGACGGCAGAGCAGGACAAGGAAUUGGCCGGGCUGAUUGACGUGCACGGGACGGCGUGGUCGAAGAUUGCCGGGCUCAUCAACCGGCACCCGGAGGAUCUGCGCGACCGGUACCGCAACUACAUCGUGUGCGGGGCCAACCAGCGCAAGGACACGUGGGACGAGGAGGAGGAGCGGCGGCUGACGCAGUACGUGAUCGGGGCGAUGGCGGCCAUCGACGACCUGCGGGCGAUGCAGCCGUCGCGCAAGCUGCUGCAGAAGUCGUACGAGGAGCUCAUCGACUGGCAGAACGUCAGCGAGCAGAUGGACCGAACGCGCAGCCGGCUGCAGUGCAUCACCAAGUGGAAGUCCAUGAACCUCAAGACGCACGGAAAGGACAAGCUGGCGUCGUCGCAGCCCGACUCGCAGAUGUCGUUCAACCUGGAGAAGGCGCGACGGCAGAUCGUGGACAUGCCGGUGGCGGAGCGCUACCGGCUCGUGCUGGCGAUCCGCGCGGCCGAGCCGGCGACCGAGGCCAAGAUUCCGUGGCACCGCCUCAACGACAAGGAGUACCGCAACAAGUGGCACCGCGCCACGCAGAUGGUCCUGUGGCACCGCCUCAAGACGACGGUUCCCAACCACGAGAAGCUGUCGGUGCGCGAGUGCGCAAGAUACCUGACGGACCAGUACGACCGCACCGACCAGCUGCCCGACGUCGACGAUGGCAACUUCAACGUCGCCGACGAGAUGCGCUGCAUCCAGACGCUCUCCACGCCCACCUCGAGCGCCCGCAAGCCGUCAUCCCCGUCGGGGACGGCCAACGCGCGCGCCUCCCGCGCCGGAAAAGGCAACGGCAAGACGCUGAGCAGCGACUACGUCAACCCCUCCGACGACGACGAGGCCACGGCCGCGGCGCCGCAGGAGGACGAGAUCGACAAGGCUGCCGCAGCCGCCGCGGCCGCCUCCGCCGCUCCUACGCCUGCCCCAGCCGCAGAUGAUGAGGAGGAGAUGCAGAUCGACCCCGCGCUCAUGGGUGAGCCCGCCCCCCCCGCGGGAGCAGACGAGGACACGACCGAUACUGCCGCCGCCGCCGCCGCCGUUGCUGCUGCUGCUGCUGCUGCUGCUGCUGCUGCCACCGCUGCCCCCAUCUUCGUCAAGAAGCCCACCUCCGCCACCCCGGUCAGGAAGCCACCGGCCGCGACGUACGGAAAGAAGAGGGGUUCCGCCGCCAAGAAGAGGUCUUCGGCCACGAUGCUGUCUCAGGAUCCCAUCGAGGACGACGACGACGACGACGCGCCGACGGCACAGGGUGAGAACGGUGCCGCCGGUGCGGACAACCAGCCACUACCUCCCACUUCCACCAGGAAGAGGAACAGGUUCCCCGACCCCCCGGCCUUUGGGGGGUCUACGAAGACUGAGCCUACGGAUGACGUACCGGCUGAUUCUAGCGAUAUGGAGGAUAUGGAUGAUUUGCCUGCUCAGGUGGCUUAG